Messenger RNA from Fusarium odoratissimum NRRL 54006, 3557 nucleotides. RefSeq names its product histone deacetylase 1/2. The record is from RefSeq and is a predicted model, not a curated record. The transcript is spliced from 4 exons. The coding region runs from base 269 to 2221 and encodes 650 amino acids. Gene Ontology annotation, molecular function: histone deacetylase activity. NCBI's taxonomy places the organism in Eukaryota, Fungi, Ascomycota, Sordariomycetes, Hypocreales, Nectriaceae.
CUUUCAAGCUCCGGGGAUGUGCUUCGCAUCAGCCAGUGGUGGUUCUGCCCAUGUUACUCUACUUACACUCAAAGAUUCUUCUCGAAAUCUUGUCACAUUCUACCAAACUCUUCCCUAAAACUUUCCGUCGAUCAUGCUGAGCUCUCCCUGAGCAGUUCCCUAUCGAAAUACCUAUCCAAGAUCUUUUUAUUCUCGAGCGCAAAUUUGAUCUAACCCUUUCUUUUACACCCGCUUUCCGAGAUUCGCGACUCCACGAGUAGCCGCAGUCAUGGGCGACGAUAUACGUGUCGAGCUCGGCUCGGUUGCGCUCAAUGGCUCAUCGCCCAAGAAGGUCGCUUACUUUUACGAUUCCGACAUUGGUAACUAUGCCUAUGUUACUGGUCAUCCCAUGAAGCCUCAUCGCAUUCGGCUGGCGCAUAGCUUGAUUAUGCAGUACAACCUCUACCAGAAGAUGGAGAUUUACCGCGCGAAACCUGCGACUCGAGGCGAGAUGACCCAGUUCCAUACCGACGACUACAUCGAUUUCCUGCAAAAGGUCACACCAGACAACAUGGAUAGCUUCAUGCGAGAGCAAGGAAAAUACAACGUUGGUGAUGAUUGUCCCGUUUUCGAUGGCCUUUUCGAGUUCUGUGGUAUUAGUGCAGGUGGUAGCAUGGAGGGUGCAGCGCGACUGAACCGCCAAAAGUGCGACAUCGCCAUCAACUGGGCUGGUGGUCUUCACCACGCCAAGAAGUGUGAGGCCAGUGGUUUCUGCUACGUCAACGACAUUGUCCUCGGCAUUCUAGAACUCCUUCGAUUCAAAAAGCGGGUCCUUUACAUCGAUAUCGACGUGCAUCAUGGCGAUGGUGUUGAGGAGGCUUUCUACACCACCGACCGUGUCAUGACCGUUUCUUUCCACAAGUACGGAGAGUACUUCCCCGGCACUGGCGAACUUCGAGACACUGGUAUUGGACAAGGAAAAAACUAUGCUGUCAACUUUCCUCUUCGAGAUGGUAUCACCGAUGUGUCCUACCGGUCAAUCUUCCAGCCUGUCAUUGAGAAUGUCAUGAAGUACUACCAGCCCGAGGCUGUUGUUCUCCAAUGCGGCGGUGACAGUCUGUCGGGCGAUCGACUUGGUUGCUUCAAUCUGAGCAUGGAUGGCCAUGCCAACUGUGUCAACUAUGUCAAGAGCUUUAAUCUCCCGACUCUUGUUCUCGGUGGAGGUGGCUACACAAUGCGCAACGUCGCUCGAACUUGGGCUUUUGAGACUGGUGUUCUUGUGGGCAAGGAGAUGGACCGAACCCUGCCCUACAACGAAUACUACGAAUACUAUGCUCCCGAUUUUGAGCUGAAUGUGCGAUCCUCUAACAUGGAGAACUCUAACAGCCGAGAGUACCUCGAGAAGAUCACUUCCUCAGUCAUCGACAACCUUCGACAAACCGGACCUGCUCCUUCAGUACAGUUGCAAGACGUCCCCCGAAAGCCCUUCGGCGGUAUGACUGAUGAGGAGGAGGCCGAGUUGGAUGACCUUGAUGAGGAUGAGAACAAGGAUGUUCGCAUGACCGAACAUCGUUGGGACAAGCAUGUUGAACACGACAACGAGUUCGAAGCCAGUGACGACGAUGAGAUGGCUCAGGCGCAUGGUGCCACGCGCCAGAAUGGCAACAAGCGCACAUUUACCGACUAUCGCAAGGGAGAAAUGGAAAUCGAUAAUGCCGAUGCUCCUCCUGCCAAGGUUACCAACGGUGCUUCUGCUGAUGAACCUGCUGAAGAACAAGCUGGCGAGGAUGCUCACGAUGUGAAUGACGAUACUAUCGACGACAUCUCAGCCCCAGCCCCAGCCGAGAAGGAGGCUCCGCCCAAGGAGAGCGAGAAGCCCGACGAGGCCGCCAAGGAACCUGAAGCUAGUAAAGUGGAUGGAGACGGUGAUGUUGGCAUGGAGGACUCAGCGGCUCCAGAGGAGACAACAAUCAAGAAGGAAGAGGUCGAGCCUGAGGCACCCGUGGAGCCUUCAGCGCCCACCGAGAAGGCUUCAAAGGACGAGUCUGCUGCCCAAGAGGCCCCCGAUUCCGCUACGAAGGAGCCCAUCACAGAACCUAAAACUAUUGAAGAGACCUCAGAUAAGCCUGCAGCAGCACCUGAGAAGGCUCAGGGCGAACAACCCGACGAUGCUAUGGACGUCGAUACGGAGAAGGAUAAGCCAGAGCCACCUAUCGAGAAGAGCAAGAGCCCUGUGAACUAGGGGCUUCUGGGCAAAGCCCUCUUGAUUUCUUAGAGAUAAUUUCACGUUACAAGCAAAAGCUCAUGCCACGUGCAUCUUCGCAUGGAAGCAACCGGCCUUACGACACUCAACAAGUAAGGAGACGAAAACAUUGCAUGCGGAGGAUUCAUGUGGCCUGCAGUCAGGCGUUCCGGGCGCAGGGGUAAAGACGAUACGAAGGGACAGGCAUCGAAUUGUACAAGAGGGUGGAAUUUCAAGGCUCGAUCACACAUAAUUGGGAUGCUGUCUUUAUUAUGAUGUUUGAUGUUUGUACUGAGUAGUUAGUCACUAAAGCGAAAGAAUUUCUUUAAACACUACAAAUCACGAUAUCUUGGGCAUGAGUGGCAUGUAUGGAUUUCAAUUUUAUUGAAGCAUGAGUCUUAGCAAUGAUGAUAAUGUCUUUUUGUUGGGGAGUGACGUCUUGUCUUUAAUCCAACCAAGUAACUGUAAACUGAGCACACAACCCAGUUCCUCCCACAACUCAACUACUACUCUUAUUAUUCCUCCUCAUCUCUCCUAUUAUAAAGCUUUCCUCCACGGAUAUGUGGUAAAGCCUACUUGGUCUCAGCAUGGACAUCGGCCUAACUCCCACACGGACUUCCCUCGUCUUCUUUUUCGAGUGACUCAUCGGCCAAAGGCUCAGUUGAACUCGGUGGAAGACCCAUCGUUUGUGGGUGACUAUGCAGUGAACACAUUAAGUUCAAGAAUGCUUCAUCCUAGCUCCAGGGACAGUGGCGUUUGAGAAAGUUGUAGCGUUCGAUUGCUCUGUCGUGUGAGGCGAGCUCCGGACUCAAGUGCGCGAAUCUGUCACGUCUGGCUGAUGACUCUGCGGAAGAAGUGUCCUCCUGUGUGCCUUUUCUUGUGCCUUGUGUGUUUGUUUCAUUUGUUGAGGGCUCUGCGCUUGAAGUGCCACUGUUUGAAGCGUCAUCGUUCGAGAUACCUUCGUUGAUGUGGCCUCCAAACGUGUGGCCAACCUCGGCCAUGAAGGCCGUGACCUCUUGAUCGAUUUCUUCUCUUUCGGCGGCUGAAAGCAUCACGAAGAUAUCUGGUAGAUUUUUCUUAAGGGAUUCGUUUAUGUUAUAAUUAACUUGGGUUGACCUGAUGUAGUUCGUGUGGUUCGGCAGUGAUACUAUAGUUGGAAAGUCCAGUCCUGAUCAACCACGUGAUGUUAUCGAGGAAAGAGAUGAGAUAUUUAAUAGUGAAAGAGAAAGGCCAUUGCUCCCGGUAUAUAGUUAGAUUGUUGAACUUUCUAUGUGGAGGUCUUUCGAUGAGUUGAUGCGCCCUUUCACCAUCCUAGAGUUUAUUUCUGAGAUCACGG